Molecule: messenger RNA, 717 nt
Organism: Arctia plantaginis
Lineage: Eukaryota; Metazoa; Arthropoda; Insecta; Lepidoptera; Erebidae
Source: the annotation of a GenBank genome assembly
AUGGUGCUGCCUCCGGUGACCGAAGUUUUACUCGAGGCUGAGGAGGUUCUAAAACAAUGUUUCGAAGAAUACGAAUUGGACGAAGUGUUUCUCUCGUUCAACGGUGGCAAAGACUGCACAGUGCUAUUAGACAUCACAUUACAAGUACUCGAACGAAUGCACGGAAAAGAUGACAUCGCUAAACAACUCAAAGUUAUGUACAUCAGAACAGGAGAGACAUUUAAAGCCAUAGAGACGUUUGUCAACAGAGUUGAGAGCCAUUAUGGCCUGAAAAUGAUGGUCACAGAGGGAGACUUAAAAUCUUCUUUAGAAAAACUAUUGAAUGAUGAUACGAGAAUAAAGGCGUGCUUGAUGGGGACAAGGCGGACGGACCCGUAUAGUGAAAAUUUAGAAUUCAUGCAGAGAACAGACUCAAAUUGGCCACAGAUAAUGAGGGUGUCACCGCUACUCAACUGGUCCUACCAUCAGAUUUGGAGUUACAUCUUACAACAAAAUGUACCAUAUUGUAUAUUAUAUGAAAAAGGGUACACCUCUAUAGGCAGCAAGCACAACACGAGACCAAACCCCAAGCUAGAAAUCAAAGAUGCUUCUGGUAACAUCUCAUAUCUACCGGCAUGGCAUCUCAAAGAAGGUUCCGCAGAACGGGCUGGUCGUGGCAGUGUUACGAGUCAAGUAAACGGUCACAAUGGCCACAGGCACGACGAACCAGACGACUGA